This is a messenger RNA of Papilio xuthus (Asian swallowtail), 1390 nucleotides long. Its product is annotated as peroxidase-like. Gene Ontology annotation, molecular function: peroxidase activity; heme binding. Gene Ontology annotation, biological process: response to oxidative stress. The record is from RefSeq and is a predicted model, not a curated record. The coding region runs from base 14 to 1390 and encodes 458 amino acids. The transcript is spliced from 6 exons. NCBI's taxonomy places the organism in Eukaryota, Metazoa, Arthropoda, Insecta, Lepidoptera, Papilionidae.
CGAUCUAUCAGUGAUGUGGUCGUUUCUAGUGUUUUUAGUGACAUUGUCACUUGCAUCUGCAGUUAUAUAUGACACCUUUAGUGGUCGUGAAGUGGGUGUACAACGACCCAUGAGCAAUUCUACACAAGAUUUAUUAAAUGGCUUAAGUUUAUUCUAUCAAAUAAGGCCAUGGUGUACCAUAGAUGUACCAGAAUGUUCACCCUACGAGCCUCGACGUGUAGAUGGUACUUGCAACAACCUACACUAUCCCACAAGAGGGGCGACUUUCACCCCUUACCAUCGUUUACUACCUUCCAACAACGCGAUGAACGGGGGCCUUAGAACUUCCAUAACUGGACUACCACUUCCAAAUGCUAGAAAACUUCGUGUAUCAUUAUUAUCUGAUGGAAGGGUCCACAAUAAACAUUACACACAGCUGGUGACAAAUCAUCUUCUAAUGAUGACAGGUGAUAUCACAUCAGCCCAUGACACUAUCAACUAUAUACUAGUGACAACUAGUUGUUGCUUUACUGAAGGUUUAAACCCUACUUGUAUGCCUAUUAACGUACCAUCAAAUGAUGUACACUUGCGAGAAAGUGGGAUACGAUGUCUUAAUUUGACUAGAGCGUUGACAUAUCAGAGAUUAGGAUGUGCCCCGAAUACACUGCCACCUGAAAGAAUCAACACAUCACCUCCUCUUUUGGACAUUUCAAAUAUGUACGGUAUCAAUUCGAUUGGAGUAAAUCAGUCACGACUCGGAACUGAUGGAUUAUUACGCUUCGAAGUUGACAAAGGGAAAGAAUGGCCGCCAACUGGAGCUCCUAUUUGCUUAGCUAAUGAGUUACCUCAAGAAACUUAUUGCUAUAACGGUGGUAAUCCUGGCUUGAAUGCCCCUCUUGGUAUCCAAUUAGUCGGCUUAUGGCACUUUCGAAGUCAUAAUCAUAUCGCCAGAAUCCUAGCUCAGUUAAAUCCGUGUUGGGGCGACGAGCGUAUCUUUUUAACAGCUCGCGAUAUUAAUUUGGCGUUUUACCAACAUAUAAUAUACUAUGAGCUGAUGCCUGAAGUAUUAGGUUAUGAUUUAUUAUUAAAGAAUAAAGUAAUUUUCGAUACAUACGGUCACGUGGAUGAUUAUGAUGAUUCCUUAGAGCCUCGAGUCAGCAUCGAAUAUGUUAUAGCAACAAGAUGGUUCCACACAAUGCAAGAAGGAAGACUACAGCUAUUCGAUAGCCAAGGUAAAUUCCUCAACGAGUUAGAUAUGAUGGAUUACACGCUCCGUACGGGAGCGCUGCGCGUCAACAAUACUGUGGAUGGAGUGACACAAGGCUCCUUCAGACAACCCUGCGCUGGCAGCGACCUAUUCGUUGACCCUGAGGUAAUGUUCAUCAUCAUCAUCACUAUACGUCCCCACUGA